Messenger RNA from Drosophila albomicans, 993 nucleotides. RefSeq names its product transmembrane emp24 domain-containing protein eca (gene eca). Gene Ontology annotation, cellular component: endoplasmic reticulum; endoplasmic reticulum-Golgi intermediate compartment; COPII-coated ER to Golgi transport vesicle. The record is from RefSeq and is a predicted model, not a curated record. The transcript has 2 exons. NCBI's taxonomy places the organism in Eukaryota, Metazoa, Arthropoda, Insecta, Diptera, Drosophilidae. Gene Ontology annotation, biological process: intracellular protein transport; endoplasmic reticulum to Golgi vesicle-mediated transport; Golgi organization. Bases 106 to 756 code for a protein of 216 amino acids.
CAAAUUGUAGCCACUUUGUCUCUUUUUCUCAUGACGUGUCGGCGAGCUAGAUUCUUUUUAUAAAACAAAUAAUCGUAGCUCUUGUGGAAUUUUGUUCAAACCGAAAUGCGCAACCAACUAAUCUGCCUGGCCUUGGUGCUUUGCACCCUGCAUACCGCCUGCGGCCUGUACUUUCACAUAUCGGAAACGGAGCGCAAAUGCUUCAUUGAGGAGGUGCCCGAUGAGACGACUGUGAUUGUCAAUUAUAAGGUAGAACUGUAUGAUCCGCGCUCCAAUGGCUUUAUGCCCUCGUCGCCUGGCAUUGGAAUGCACGUUGAGGUGCGCGACAGCGACGACAAAGUGAUUCUAUCGCGUGUGUACAGCUCACAGGGACGCAUGUCGUUCACAUCGCACACACCCGGCGAGCAUGUGAUCUGCAUGUACUCGAACAGCACAGCGUGGUUCAAUGGAGCCCAAUUGCGUGUCCAUCUCGACAUUCAGGUGGGCGAGCACGCCAUCGAUUAUGCCAAUGUGGCACAGAAGGAGAAGCUGACCGAACUGCAGUUGCGCAUACGUCAGCUGCUCGACCAAGUCGAACAGAUCACCAAGGAGCAGAACUAUCAACGCUAUCGCGAAGAACGUUUCCGUCACACCAGCGAGAGCACCAAUUCCCGUGUGUUGUGGUGGUCGCUUGUCCAGACUUUGGUGCUGGUGCUGAUGGGUUUCUGGCAGAUGCGUCAUUUGAAGAGUUUCUUCGAGGCCAAGAAGCUGGUGUAAACAACAUUGGCAAAUCGAACUUGGCCAACUAUAUUGGUUAUUGGUUGGCUUCAUCAAUUCGUCUCGUAAAUGUUUUUUUGAUGGACGCAACCAAAUUGCGAACGCGAAUUUCAUCGAUGUAUCAUCCAGAUGCGUGUUUAGUUUUAAUUACCUAGUUGGGGGUUUCGUGUGCCGCGCUAAAAUACUUUUCAGCCUAAUUUAAAUAAAAAUCAAUUGUAAAAUACUUGUAAAAUGUGA